Monomorium pharaonis (pharaoh ant) is the source of this 11004-nucleotide messenger RNA. RefSeq names its product proline-rich nuclear receptor coactivator 2. The coding region runs from base 880 to 1359 and encodes 159 amino acids. The record is from RefSeq and is a predicted model, not a curated record. The transcript is spliced from 2 exons. Gene Ontology annotation, cellular component: nucleus. NCBI's taxonomy places the organism in Eukaryota, Metazoa, Arthropoda, Insecta, Hymenoptera, Formicidae.
AGACCUACAAAAGACGUAGACGGAAUUCCCCAAACAGUAGUAGUUGAGUUAGAGGAGUGUCACAGGAGAUGUGGGAGAGAGGAACGCGAGCCCGAGUUCCGACUGCGAAGUGAUUGUUUAUUUGUUCAGUUGGACUGGAAUUAGAGAUUGAGACGGAAAGUACGACGCGGGAUACGCAGACGGGAAGUAACGAGAGUAAGCGAGCAUACGGUGGAACGUACGGAGAAGACGCCCGUGCUCCGUGUAUACAGGUUCCUCGGACCUUCGAACCUCGCCCACAGCGAAAAAGAGAAAGGGGAUCGAUCUUCCCGGGAGAGAUUCGGCGGAAGGAGGUGCGCGCGGGAGGCAAACCCAGGCCAGGACGGAAAAAAGAGCCUUGACAGCAGCCCCGGUAGACCAAGGCAAACAAACACAACGGCCCGUCCGCCAUUUUGGAUAGACGAGUCGUUGUUGUUGCGUCGGGGGAGGGGGGGAGCAAGCGGAGCGCGUACCGCUUUUCCGUCACGUAGGCCACACAGGACGAGGAGGAAGGAUAGAUUGUGCUAAGGUGGCUAACGGUCACCGGAUGUGGUCGAAUUUGCGAGGAACGCGCACUGGGAGGACCGCGAGGGAAGAAGAAGAGCUCGAGGCGAGGUAGCAUCGCGCUAACAGGUCCCCAGGGGGGGAGGUGCCCCACCGCGUAGUCACCACGUCGUCGUCCCCACCAUCGCUCUGCCCUGGAUACCGUGAUUAUUGCGCAGUUGGAAAAAUUGUUCAACAGAGACGCGGGACAUUGUCGUUCCUUGGAGGCGAUUCGCCAACGUUUACCGGCCGAGUUGGCUGACGAGGAGAUCUUGCAAGUCGAGACGGAAAAGAAUAGAUAGAACAAACAUCCGAGCCAUGACGAACUCCGCGCCCAAGUUAGACAGCGCCAAGGUGGAUCGGCAGGCCUCGCCGAAGGUCGGGUAUCAACUUCAUCACAACAGCCUUUAUCAGAAUCGUUCCAGCAGCAGUAAAUCGUCGCCGUUCCUAUACAAAAACGGCCGCCACGCGGUCAGAAACGCCAAGGAUGGACGGCAGAGCUGCAGCCCAUACAGCCCAUCGUCCAAGAGCGCGAGAAACUCGCCGCAGCAGCAGCAACAGCAACAGCAGCAGCAGCAACAAUCGCCUCAUCAGCAACAACAGCAGCGCAGUCUGAGCAGCAGUCCGACCAACAACUUCUACGCGGGCGCUAAGUUCUCGGAAACUCCGUCGCCCGCGAGCGUGCCUAAGCCGCCGAGUCGUUGGACGAGCAGCAGACUGAUGAGCACCUGCCGCCAGUCGGACAAGGCGUGCGAGUACACGAGGCAACUGCGCAUAGUGCUGAACGUCCAGGCCUGAUACCCAAGGACCAAGGACGCAUUGUAUAUUGGUGACGUGCGAGGAGAAAAAGGAGGAAGAAGAGAAGAAGAAAGGUGGCGACCGUCAACAGUUCUGAGAGAAUCAGGUAUGAUAGAGAAUCAUCGUCGGUAAAAAAAAAGGGGGAGGGGAGUAUCAUCGACCAAGAGGACCGCGCGAGAGCGAGAGGGACGAUGAUGGCGAUGAUGUGGAUGAAUGUGAAGAUUAUUAUAAUGACAAUGAUGACGAUGAUGACGGUGACACCGUGUGCUGCGGUCCACAUACACAUACAUACGGGUUUUUCGAUUUUAUCGCGCGCGAGUGGAUAACCCGUAAAUCCGUUCUUUACGCUAUAAGAUAUAUACAUCCAACAUUACAAACUUUAAACCUUUACCAUAACGCAGACUAUGCACCGCGAGGAAAGGGGGGAUGACGACGCGGUGCAUCGGUGCGUCCCGAUGCCGCGAUCGAUGUGCACGCGAGAGAAAGAGAGAUACAUUAUUAUAUGUAUUAUACAUAUGCGUUCCGGAACUCCCAUCACACGCGCCAUCAUUGUGACGAAAUGUAAGUAAUACAUUGUAUUUUAGAUUAUCGUAUACCGCUAAAAACUUACAAAAGGAACACAACAAGGAGAGAAGCCCUACAUAUAUAUAUACAUACACAUUAUGUACAUAACAUUCGACACACACAUACACACACAUACAGACAUAACAGCGAGAGAAAAAGGAAAGGAUUGUAGAGUACAUCCUCGCAGUUUGACGAGACGACAAGCGAAGCGGACGAGCGAAGCUGUGCUUCGCGAUUUUUGUCAAACGAUGUAUUUCAAUAUCGACGCGAUGGAAAAGAGGAAGAACAACAAGCGACUGUUGGAGGAAAGCUCGCUUCUCGAGAUACCCGGUGUUCCGAUACGCGUAUUUUUUGUUUUUUUAAAUUAUCCCCUGGUGUUCUAACCGCGUAAUCGACAGAUUACAGAGACGAACGCUGGACAAGCAAUUUGUUUAAUGGCCGCCCGACUAAUGAUCGCAGUAUCACUUCUUUAUUAACGAUUUCUUUCACGAUGACUUUAUCAUUUUGGUAUUACGGAUUGUAAAGAGAGACGCAGCUUCGUAUAGGAGGUUUAUUUCAGGCAACUCCUUUUUUUUUUUAAUUUCCGUUUACUUUUUUCUUUUUUGGGGUUGGAUAUUUUUUAUUUUCUUACUAUUCUGCUGGUCUCUGCUAUUCAUUAUUCUUUACGCGAGAUAAGUAUAUAAAAUGUAAGUUUUGAGUUUUGCAGUGCGCGAGUUACACGAGUGGAUUAAUUGAACGUGACCGACAUGAGGGAGAGAGGGGAGGGAAGAAAUUUGAAUGAGAGGAGAGAAUCGAAUGAUGGAUGCUCUGUAUGUGAACGCUUCGCGGAUACGUUUCGAUAGUUAUCUUAACAUUACGGGAAAUUCACAGAUUUUGAUCACAAAUUCUCGCGCUCUCAAUUUUCAGCGUAAUCUAUUUUCUACAAAAAUCACCGAUGAAUUGUAUGUAACGUAAAUUUGAGAUUUAUUUUUACGAUAACAGGCAGAAGGUGAGGGAAAGAGAGAGAGAGAGAGAGAGAGAAAGGGAGGAAAAGGUAGAAAUUCGACCGUUCUAUCUGUUGCAAAAAUAACGAUCAGAAAUGUCCGUCUUAUUUAUAAUCCCGAUUUUACAACAGCUUCGAUUGUUGCUCAUUUAUUGAUGACUGUUGUUACAUUUGAUGAGAAAUUUGAGUACUAACGUGUUUCCAUUGUUUUGCCUUUGACGCGGUUAUAAAAGAUAAAAUUUUUAAGAGGGAUGAGAGAAUAUUAGCGAUGCGAUUGCAUGGAUUGGUUAUCCUAAUUAACUUAACGCUGUCUGUUCCUUCUUAGCCAUAACAGAAAGAGAUAGAGAGAGAGAGAGAGAGAGAAUAACGGCAUGUAAACUAAAGGAAGAUCAAGAUUUAGAUUUAAAAGCAGGAAUAACAGUUAACGAGAACGGACGUUAACUCGACCCGUCCUUGAAGAGUUGUUCUUCGUGCGAGUUUCUGGAAGUUAUACUUUCUUCUCCUCCUCUUUUUUCUGACUUUUCAAAGUAAUAGAAAAAACGGCGGUCUGGAUUUUUUUUUUGUUAAUCGCAAUGCUUUUUUACGGGCGCAAUUGUCAUAUCAAACUCGCACUACUUCUAUCUGUAAACACUGGACACAGUAAAUGAACUUAAUCUAUAAUACGGUAACGAUAACAAUAAUAUUUAAGGGUAAAUAAAUAACAGUGGUAAUAAAUAAGCUAAGGCCUUAACGAUAUAUGAUAGCGUGGAGAAUACGAUCGAUUUGACAUUGCACAAUCAAAUCGACGUAGUGUGGUUUUGUCGGUUUAGAUUUUCAAAACUUUAAAAAAUUCGUGUGUAUUAACUUUCUUUGUGUUUAUCUGUUUUUUUUUUCUUUUCUUCUAAGAAAACAAAAUUAUUUCAAGCCACAGACUGAGCAAGAAACCUAUUUGACGUAGCGUUUUAAUUAAUGUUCUUUGUUUUUAAGUCUCUCGAUAACUUGCAAUAAUCUCUUGCAACACCCAUGUACAAUUUUCUCUUCUUAUAUCAAUUGCUUUUUUCGGUAUGCGGUAUGAUUUAGACUUAGGCAAGAAUGCAAGAGUUUUGCGAGAUGAGUGUGUGAUUGUGAUAUGCGCGAAUGAGUGAAAAAAAGAGAAUUCAAAAUCGACACGGAGAAAAAAGGAGAGAAGGAGAUCGAUAUCAAAAUUCGCGAUUUUUAUUUUUUCGAUUGCUCGCUCCGUAUCCAUAGUUUUGUAAAGUGAAAUCCUCGAACGAUAUCUAUUGCAACACGAUCGUGAUUGAGAUAGUAACAAUCGGCCGAUUUGAUCUAUGACGAAGGAAAGUAAUGUUUCUACAUAGCAGAGGCAACGGCUGCUUGUCGAAUGUAAAUUUAACGUGCGCACAAGUUUCGUUUUUCUUUGCAUUCAUCGGCGUCAUACGGCUCAAUUGUGACAAGGGGGAGGGGGGCAAUAAGAGUUUGGCAAUUCGUUUUCCGUUCGCCCUCGCAAUUCGAUUUAUGUGCGUAAGAAUUACGAGCGACAGUCGCAGCCCAGAGAUUUUUAUUUUUAUUUUUUUUUUUGUUUUUGUUUUUUUUUUCCAUACGCUCGAUGUACGUACUUUCACGUUCGAAAUUUAAUUUCUCGCUCGCCGCUUUCGUAGCGACAAUAGAUCCUUGCACGUGUCUUAACGUGAGGCAGAAUGGAGACAGUCGUGUCGGAAUUUCAUUUUACGUGACAAUAUAGGGAGCUGAAAAUUGUGGGAGUUAAAUUGUGCAGUAUGCAGGGCAAUAGUACAAAUUUCUUUGUUUUGCAUUGCUUCUUUUAUUUUUCGAUUAUUCUUACGCGGGUUUGGCAACAACGUACGGGACGAUACCGAUUAACAUCUUGGGGUCCAAGAUAUUAUUCCAGUAUUGCUUCGCAUGUUGUUGACGAACUUGCGCUCGUAUUUCGAAACGUUGGGUACGUCCUCAAAUGAAAUCUGUAUAUACAAUUUCUCUUCGAAUUGAACGAAAGUUUGACGAGCCAAUUUUUAUCGUAGCUCUCAAGUUGGGAACUUAUCAAUACGUAAGUUCUCAACAAGUAUACACUUACGUGGGUAUAGCUUCCGAUUCGAUUUUUCUUUUGCGCCAGACAAAUCGGCUCCUUGUGAACCUUGUGUCUACAUCAUAUUUUACUUAUAAAUGCUUCUCGAAUAUUUUGCAUCGCUUUUUAACGAAGUGUAUCGCAUUAUUAUUAGAAACGCCAUACAUAUCAUGCUUUUCUUAAAGCAUAAUCCUUUUUAUACGUUAAUUGUUGUUUUUUUUUUUGUAAUACUUUCAUUGUACUCGCUUCGCACACGCGGUUCUCGCAAACAAUAGCAAUUGUAGAGCCGGCGAGUUGGUUUAGCCGUGAACUCUGUGAACGAUUUCGAAGAGGCACGAGGCAUUCCAAAUUGUUCACAGUUUAAAAAAAUCCUCGGAGCCAGACACGACACGACGAGUUAGCGUCAACUUCGGCGUUAAAAGCUUUCGAUCUCGACGAUGCGCGAGUUUGGGGCCGGGUAAAUCGUCACGGUCUCAGAAUUCGCGAUGGAUCCUUGGGGCGAGGAGGAAACGAAUUAAACACUGCCGUCCGGUGAGAGGAAGAAGGGAGACAGAGGGCUAUGAAAACGUUGUGUAUAUCUGUCGUUGUCGCGAAGACGCGCGCGCCGAUCAGCCACGCGAUCCGGGAAUAACAACGAUGUAAAUGUCAGCCGCUCGAAACGAAACUUAGCUGUAGCUUGGAUUGUACUGCCUAGAUGGGAAUCAGUGCAUUAUUUACCGAUUUGCAGCGCUUGUACGACGGUCAGUGAAUAUUCGCACUGUCUUUUAGCGAUUUCCAUUAUCAGAAUUGGUAUAUUAUUAUUAAAAGACUGCGUUUGUUUCACUGAUCGAUAAGUAAUAUAAGUAGAGCGCUGGAAUCGGACAUUUAGGAAGUGAGGAGCGUGCUCUUUUCCUUCAAAGUAUCGCAGAUCGUGCAAAUAGGACGUUCUUGUCCUGUUGUCUGCGAGAUUCCAGGAGCGCGUUGCUGAAAUAAACUUGAACGUUCGUGAGAGAAAGCCAUGUGUAAUCAGGGAUUUUCGGAGAACGGUGAUGGGCGCCAGGCUCGAAUUUUUCUCUCGUCGAUUUUUUCGCGGCGCAAAUGCGUGUACAACCGACAGUAAAGAAAAACCUAUAUAGAAGACAAACGAAAAGAUCAGGCAAGGAAAAGGAGAGGAAGGAGAAGCCACGCAUGACAGCAAAUCAAUUUAACGAUCAAUCAUUUGACGAAAGGAAGAGUCGAUGUGAAAAAUUAGCUGUGAUGAUGAUAAAUGCUAUUAAUUUUAAUUAAUAACUUUAAUUAACUUUAAUUAAUUGAUAUAAAGUACAUAUAUCUAUAUACAUACAUACAUAUAUGUAUGCCCACACGCGUACGCGCGCGUAUAUAUUGUAUAUACAUAUAUUAUAUAAGAUUUUAAAAAAUUAUAGAGUAAAACCGCUAAGUAGCUUAGGUAUACAAUAAGUAUGGAGGUAAUGUCUUAGUUGGAUAAUGAGAGAAACGUCGCGAUAGAUAAGCGAGCGAAAAGGGAGGGAGAGGGAGAGAAAUGCGUUUUCGCAUUUUCUCUUUUUCUCCCGUUCUCGAAGAGAGAGAGGACAAUUGAAAGGAUUCAAUAAUCCGUAUUCUUCACGCUUUAAUAUUAAUAGACGUGUCUUUUUGAUGGUUCUAUAGGCUGUCGAUACAAUGGGGACGCGCUCGUAGAUUCAAGGACGGAUGAUAGGCACGGAGAGGAAAAGUAGAAAAAGGAAUAAUAGUAAGACCAUAAAACGACUCGGGUGUUUCCAUCUCACAGCUUUAAAAUAAGAUAAACGUCCUAGUGCGACCGGAUCUCUAUAUCCGGACACUUACAAAGAUUUAAAGUUUAAUUGCAAUCUUAAAUAUUUAGGUUACAAUUAAAUUUUAACAUUAUGAUUAAAAAAGACGUUUGAGAUUAAUAGUAAUAAGAUUUUGCGUAAGUGUCCGGAUUUAGAUGUAUGUCCAGCUACUAGACGCUUACCUUACCGAUUCGUCGCAUGAUGACUAUAAAUGCAUACAUACACACAUACAGAUACAGCUGGGUGAUCGUAGUUUUCAAUUUUAACGUGCCGACACGCGGUUGGCUCGUCCCGGAAAGACACGGAUCGAUUUCUCAUCGAUCCGAAACGCCGCGAAGAACGAUUGACAUUUACUACGUUACUGUCACGGACGACGGACCUUGUGAGCGAGACGCAGAGAGGCGCAAAGUUGAAGAGAAAUCUAACGCUUUGCUUGCCUCGUAAUUUAUAUUCCGACAAACUCGCAAUACCUUUUUUUUUUUCGUGGCAACGAAAACGAUGGUGAACUAAAUAAGAAAUCUUAAGGUUCUUAAGAAUCUAUUCAUAAGGAUCAGAUUCCGUCUCAAACGGUUUAAUGUAUUUUGCCUGGCUAGUCAUUUUUCCUCAAUAUACACAUAUAUAUAUUUUUUUAUAAAGAAAUAAUUGUCGAUAACGGACUUGUGGAACUUUACUUUCCGAGAGUUCUGAAUUUUCGAUUCUAUCUCGCGGUAAAUCCAAAUCGCAGCGUAUUCGUCGUUCAAUCAUACACGUGAUAGAAAUAACUGUGUGUGUGUUUGUGUGUGUAUGUGUGCGCGUGUGUACGUGUGAGUGAUCCAUACGUAUGGGCAAUAUUUAUCGUUUAUGCUUUACAAUGGAAAAAAAAUUGCAACGUAAUGCAUAACAGUGUAAUAGUAGUAGCAGUAGGGGAAGGGGACGUUGUUGAAGUUUUUCACGGUGCUUUCACUUCCUUCGAAAUUCUUUUCGUACAAAUAUUACAAAAAUAAAGUUGAUCUUGAGAUAAAAAGCGAGUCGCUUUGAAAGCCUUCGCAGAGCAUCCGUCGACACGGGGUAUUGAAUUUGUUUCAAGUUUAAAUUGGGCUCCUUCGUGAGCUUCCCGGGGAUACUUGUUCCUCCUCUUCGAGCAAACAUCGAGGUAUCCAAAAUGAACGGGCUGGCUAGGCUCUUAAUGAUCCUUCGCGAAUGGAUUUGGGAUAUAUACACGUACAUGUACAGUUUUUUUUUUUUUAACGAAUGAUAACGUUUUCACCCAGGAAACAGUAAAACACCUUUUUAACCGUAUCUUUUAUCCGUAUUUACACGUACGCUUUUUAAGAAACAUUUUGCAGACACAAGGACGAAAAAACAGUUCGUAUCGCGUGACGUAAUUCAUUUUUCUAAUUCGCUUCUUAUCACGAUUCUUUUUUCAAUAAAAAGUGAAACUAACAAAUCGUUUGUUGCGACGAUAUCGAGUGCAUUCUCGUUUAUCAUCGAAAGUUUUCCGCAGAAACCAAAGGGGGAUCGAAUAUAACUUGAAAGGAACUUGACUGAAUAAGAGCGGAGAUAUUGAAGCUCAUCGUGAACGCGCGAAACCAAUGUGUUCCGCAAAAAGAAAAAGAGCAAGGGUUGCCGCGGUGUGUUUUGCGAUCUCGCGUCUCGUGGAUUUUCUACUUCACUGUCAACCGGAAGAAAAGAGAUCCACAGCGAGAAUUGAUCUGGAGACCACCAACCCUUCUGUCAUCUCUAACAAAACUCGCAUACACACUCACGUCUCACCAUACCGAGAGCAUAGGGACACAAGCACAUACAGCUCCACAUGAGAAAAAAACACCGUGUCGAUUAAAUAAAUAAGCCUUAAAUUUAGGAUUAAGUUGCGGAGAGGUACGACCGAGCGAAACGAAGGAGAAGAGAAAAGAAAGAGAGCGAGAGAAAGAUUGCUUAUACUGUACGAGCCUGCGAGAAAUGACGCGAAAAAUUCCCGUUUUUCCUCCAUCUCACUCCUGAAUUUUCUGUUUUUCCUUCAUCUCAUUAUUAUUCGAUCGAUUAUCAAUUCAACAAUUCUCACCUUAUGUGCGCACCUUCCUUUUUUCCUCUCUCCACAGAGAUUCUUGCCUCCGUUCUUCGCAACACUAAAUUUUCCGUGCCUCUUUUUCGCGUCGCUCACCAUCUUGCCCGACAUUAAAAAAAAAAGAAAAUCUCUCCUUUCCUUCGUUUUUCAUUCAAUUAGUUUUUAAGCUUCGUUGUACGGAGAAAAAGACAAUUCGAAAAGAAUUCUUCGAUCUCAAUCGUUCCGUGGGCCUUUCAUCCCGCGGACACGAUUCCUCUUGGCGCGGGGAGGAGGGAUGAGCGCGUGAGCACGCGGACGCGGCCUCAGCAUCCGGGAUCAUUCCGGAGAGAUGAAGAGAAGUCCUGCCGCCGCUCCCGAUCGUUCACGCGCGCGUCCGCCCGCCCGCGCGUCAAAGCCGUGAAAAUUGUAAAAAUCGUUUGAUUAAUUAGGACAUCUCGAGGGGCUAGGGUUUCGUUUGUUAAGCGACCGAUGACACGGAUUUGUGUCGGCGGGAGGGAGGAAAAAAGCCCUUCGCUGCUUGCCAAGAGCGGCGGAGAAUCGACGCAGGAUGUCGACUCGUCGACAUGACAAAAUAUAUAUAUAUAUAUAUAUACACGUACAUAUUCUUUUUAUCCUUCCUCUCGCCGCCACUGUAUAUGAAGAUGAACGCGGCGGAAAAACGCGGCCGCGCGACGCGAUCCGGCGUGAAGGACGUCGGAGGGAAGAGUUAAUUCAUUAAUGCGGUAUUAUAUGCGCAUCUCCUCGAAACUUCGUGGAAGAUGAAGGGAAGAUCACUCACCCCCUCUUCCCUCCCCGUCGCUCGCAUCGUGGUGUGAGCGCGCGAGCCGCCGAGAAUUGUCCGCUAGCGCGGGCAAGAGAGUGCACUUGACUAUUUGAGCGAAUCGAGAGACCAUGUACCUUGAUAUAUAUACACACACACACACAUACACAAACACACACAGCACACACAUAUAGUUUAGUAUAUUUCAAUGAGUGUGCGUAUGAGUGCGACAGAGAAUGCGUGCGUGCCAAAAUAAGCUGGAGCGAGUGAGCGAAAGGGGAAAAUGAGAGUGAGAAAAAGAACAAAAAUAUAUAUAUAUAUAUAUUAUAGAAAUAUGUAUACAUGCAUACAUAGAAAGAGUAAGCGUGGUGUCGAGUAAGCGUGCGUAUGUGUAUGAGCAAAAGAGCUUCCUCUUCCAGGGACACGUUGCUCCUACCGAUCAGGUCAAUUUUUUAAAAGUUGCUAAUUGACACAUGUUACUCAAAAAUGAAAGACAACGCGUGCGUACAUUGUCAAAUAUAUUUCUUUCACGCGCGUCACCAUCUGCGUCGUAUCCGCCUCUGUUUAUCUCUCGACAGACGAAGAGACGAAGUUUCGGCCAUACGGAAGUUUCGUGACGUACACGUAAACGCGGUUAAUGAUGACGCGACAUUUCGGUAAGGCACGGCGCGUCAUUUGUCAGAGGAUCGUCGGAGAAACGUGUUGCCUUGGAUCAGAAUUGUUUUCGCAUAUGCGCCCGCAAAUGUCCGCAUGAUGUGGAGCGACAUGUUUGGCCGCGUCGCAAGUAGCGCGCGUGUGAAAGCAACUUUCCCUAUUUGGUAAAUAAGCGAGUAAGAUUCCCGUUUUCCUCUUGUAAUUUCUCGACGCAGGGGGGAGGGGAGAUAUCUGCGUGCGAGAUAUUCGCGCGAAAUCCAUAACCUUUGAUAAAGGAAGAUCUUGCUGCGCGAUUGAUUGCAAAUCUAAUCAAUAGGGAAAAGAGGCGUUGUCUGAUAUUAAAAAAGAAAAAGAAACAAAUUAUAAGCGAUUCUUUGAUUCGGAUGUGUGACCGCUUAUAAAAAAAUGUACACACGAAAAAUCAAUUGAAUCGUCCAAACUUGAACAAUAUACAUAUGUAUAUAUAUAGUAUAUGUAAUAUAUAUAUAUAUAUAUGUGUGUAAUUUUAAAUCAGCUUUAAAAAACUUUAAAGGAAGAUUGAGAAGAGCUUUAAAAAAUUCAAACUAAAGUACAAUGAUGAUUGCAAUCUAUGGUAAAUAUUUAAUUUUUAAUGACAUAAUAUUACAAUCGGCUAAAGAUUUUCCUUUGUCAUUAUGUUACAUUAAGUCUGUAACAAAUACAUCGGUAAAUCGUUUCUUAUCACUUGCUGAGAAUUGGCUGAUCGUUUAUUGCGAUUAUUCUAAAAGGGGUUGCGCCUUCAAACGUGUGGAAAAUUUGAUAGCUUUACAAAAAAUA